Messenger RNA from Hemicordylus capensis (graceful crag lizard), 10775 nucleotides. It is a transcript of the gene THSD7A, whose product is annotated as thrombospondin type 1 domain containing 7A. NCBI's taxonomy places the organism in Eukaryota, Metazoa, Chordata, Lepidosauria, Squamata, Cordylidae. The coding region runs from base 831 to 5828 and encodes 1665 amino acids. The transcript has 29 exons. Gene Ontology annotation, cellular component: plasma membrane. The record is from RefSeq and is a predicted model, not a curated record. Gene Ontology annotation, biological process: actin cytoskeleton organization.
GGAAUUAUUUGAUCAAGGCUGCUUUUAAACCCAGAGCAUGGGGAAGAGGCUGAGUCUGGGAAGGUUGUGCAAAAUGACAGCUUUCCCAAGAGAGGCUUGCUGAAGGUUUUCUCUUUCAACAACAGUAGCUUCAUCAUUUAAAACUCUCUCCAGUUGCUGUGCUGCUAAAGUGCAUUUUUUAUUGGAUUUUUAAAAAAACUAUCUUAAAACAGCACUUCUGAGAACACUUCUUUUCUGCCUUUGCAUUUCUGGAUACAUUGAAACAUAUACUAGCAUUGCCUUUUGUUCCAGUUAAUUGGGGUGACGUUAAAAUAACACUUUUGACACUUUUUGCUCUCUCUUUUUGGUGCUUUUUUUUUUUUUUUUGGCCUUGUACAGCUUGUUAACACAUGGAGAAAAAAGCUAUUCAGUUCGUCCUUGUUUCAUGUUUACAAACACACUCAGUGCUGGUGUAAAUGACUGCUGCUGCCUCCCAGACCAAGAUAACCUGCUCAGUCAGCUGGAGCCCCCUGUGGACAGCUGUCUCUCUUUCAGCUGAUGGAAACUGCUACUAACCACUGAAUGGGGGAGAGUGGAGUAUCACCCACAGUACCAGCAGCCGCCGAAACAGCAACGGCUGCAGCAGCAGCAGCAGUGACGGCAGCAAGCAGUAAGGGCUCUAUUGUUCCCUGGUGUUAAACAGUUUUUCCUUUUCAACUACACAAUAGCUGGAAAGCCAUUUCCAUCCUGCCCUCCCUGUGAAGAAAUUCUGAAGGGGAGAAAAAUUACUCACGCAAGGGUUAUCCAUUGUGCUGCAGAUUUUGACACGGAAGCAGGCUUCUCUGGAAGGCAUGGGGCUGGGAGAGAAGAGCACAGCUUCAGUCGGUGGUCCAGGGGCUCCUGUUCUUUCACUCAAAUGUAUUGGAGUGCUGAUGGUUCUUCUGCUUGGAAUCUGGGAAGCUAAGACGCAAAGUGAAUUUGAAACUUCAUCUGUGUAUUUAUGGAAGACUGGUCCAUGGGGCAGAUGUAUGGGAGAUGAAUGUGGCCCAGGAGGCAUCCAGACGCGGGCAAUCUGGUGCGCCCAUGUGGAAGGCUGGACCACGCUGCUCACAAACUGCAAGCAGGCAGAGAGGCCUGACAACCAGCAAAACUGCUUCAGGGUUUGUGACUGGCACAAGGAACUGUAUGACUGGCAACUGGGCAACUGGAAUCAGUGCCAGCCAGUCCUUUCAAAGAGCAUUGAAAAACCAGCGGAGUGCGUCAGAGGGGAGGAAGGGAUUCAGACGCGGGAUGUAAUGUGUGUCCAGAAAUCCAAUGGGGUUGUAGCCGAGGACACUAUAUGUGAGUACUUUGAGCCGAAGCCUCAGCUGGAACAGGGGUGCCUCAUCCCCUGCCGGCAGGAUUGCAUUGUGGCCGAGUUCUCGGCCUGGUCUGAGUGCUCCAAGAGCUGUGGGAAAGGGCUGAAGCAUCGUUCUCGCCACAUUGUUGCCCCACCUCAGUAUGGGGGCUCUGCCUGUCCUAACCUGACUGAAUUUCAGGUGUGCAGCUCUUCGCCAUGUACCACUGAAGAAAGCCUGUAUAGUUUGAAUGUGGGGCCAUGGAGUGCGUGUUCAGUACCCCACUCACGGCACAUAAGGCAGGCGAGGAAACGUGGGAAGAACAAAGAGAAAGACAAGGACAAGGACAAAGAGAAAACAAUAAGGGAUCCAGAGGCCCGUGAGCUUAUCAAGAAAAAGAGGAAUCGCAACAGACAGAACAGGCAAGAGAACAAAUAUUGGGACAUACAAAUUGGAUACCAGACGAGGCAGGUGAUGUGCACUCACAGGAACGGGAAAACUGUGGCCUUAAGCUUUUGCCAACAAGAGAAAUUGCCAAUUACCUUCCAGUCGUGUGUGAUCACUAAGGAAUGCCAGGUGUCAGAAUGGUCUGAAUGGAGCCCGUGUUCCAAAACAUGUUUUGAUAUGACAUCCCCCAAAGGCAAUCGAACAAGAGCACGGACCAUUAAGCAAUUUCCUAUUGGCAAUGAAAAUGAGUGCCCAGAACUAGAAGAAAUGGAGCAGUGUGUGUCUCAAGGUGAUGGUGUGGCUCCAUGUAUCACGUAUGGGUGGAGAACCACAGAGUGGACAGAAUGCCACAUUGACCCUUUACUUAGCCAGCAGGAUAAACGACGAGGAAACCAAACCGCUCUCUGUGGAGGUGGGAUUCAGACUCGGGAGAUAUAUUGUGUGCAAGCUAAUGAAAAUCUCCUCUCCUAUUUAAAUACGCUAAAGGAAAAAGAAGAAAGUCAGUCACAGAGCACAUCGAAGGCUAGUGCUGCGCCACUUCUAUCAAUCACUUUUGAAAUAACAGCAUCCAAACCUGUGGAUUGGAAGCUGUGCACAGGCCCUACACCUAGCACUACUCAGUUGUGCAAUAUCCCAUGUCCCAUCGAAUGUGAGGUAUCAGUCUGGUCAGCGUGGGGACCAUGUACAUUUGAAAGCUGUGAUGACCAACAAGCCAAAAAGGGUUUUAAACUAAGAAAACGGCGCAUCACAAAUGAGCCCACAGGAGGUACUGGCAACUGCCCUCAUCUGCUUGAAGCCAUCCCGUGUGAAGAGCCUUCCUGCUAUGACUGGAGAAUAGUAAGACUGGAAGAAUGCAUUCCUGACAACGAGAAGGAGUGUGGCCCUGGUACCCAGGUUCCACAGGUGGUCUGCAUCAACAGUGAUGGAGAAGAGGUUGAUAGACAGCUGUGUAGAGAUGCUAUCUAUCCUGUUCCCAUCGUCUGCGAAGUUCCAUGCCCAAAGGAUUGUGUUCUCAGCACAUGGUCUGGAUGGUCCUCCUGCUCCCACACCUGCUCAGGCAAAAACACUGAAGGAAAACAGAUGCGUGCCCGCUCUGUCUUGGCAUAUGCCGGUGAAGGAGGACUUCAGUGCCCCAAUAGCAGCAUGUUGCAAGAAACGAGAAACUGCAAUGAACAUCCUUGCACAGUGUACCACUGGCAGACAGGAUCUUGGGGCCAGUGUAUAGAGGAUGUCUCUGUGUCAGCAUUCAACUCUUCUGCUGGCUGGAAUGGGGAGGCCACCUGUGCCGUUGGGAUGCAGACAAGGAAAGUCAUCUGUGUGAGGGUCAACGUGGGACAAGUGGGACCCAAAAAGUGUCCUGAAAGCCUUCGUCCUGAGACAGUUAGACCUUGCUUGCUUCCCUGUAGAAAAGAUUGCAUUGUGACUCCUUACAGUGAUUGGACAUCAUGCCCUUCAUCUUGUCAAGAAGGAGAUGUCACUGUAACAAAACAAUCUCGGCAUCGAGUCAUCUUGCAGCUCCCAGCAAAUGGUGGCCGUGACUGCCCGGAUACUUUGUAUGAAGAAAAGGAUUGUGAACCUCCUCCUGUUUGUUCAUUUUACAGGUGGAAGACUCACAAAUGGCGCAAGUGUCAGUUAGUACCAUGGUAUGUUCGUCAAGACAGUCCAGGUGCCCAAGAGACAUGUGGCCCUGGUCUACAAGCAAGAGCAAUUACUUGUCGCAGGCAAGAUGGUGGACAGGCUGACAUCAGUGAGUGCCUUAAAUAUGCAGGCUCUUUACCACCCUUAACACAACUCUGCCAAAUCCCUUGCCAAGAUGACUGUCAGUUCACAAGCUGGUCGAAGUUCUCUUCUUGCAAUGGGGACUGUGGAGCAGUGAGGACAAGAAAGCGCUCUCUUAUAGGAAAAAGUAAGAAGAGGGAGAAAUGUAAAAAUUCCCAGCUUUAUCCACUAAUGGAGACCCAGUUCUGUCCAUGUGACAAGUAUAAUGCCCAGCCUGUGGGGAACUGGUCUGACUGUAUUUUACCAGAAGGCAAAGUGGAUUUACUGUUGGGAAUGAAAGUACAAGGAGACAUCAAAGAAUGUGGGCAAGGCUACCGUUACCAAGCCAUGGCUUGCUACGACCAAAAUAGUAGACUUGUUGAAACAUCUCGAUGCAACAGUCAUGGAUAUAUUGAAGAAGCCUGCAUCAUUCCAUGUCCCUCAGAUUGCAAGCUCAGUGAGUGGUCCAACUGGUCUCGCUGUAGUAAAUCCUGUGGCAGCGGAGUAAAAGUUAGAUCUAAAUGGCUCAGAGAGAAGCCCUACAAUGGUGGACGGCCCUGUCCCAAGUUGGAUCAUGUCAAUCAGGUCUACGAGGUAGUCCCAUGCCACAGUGACUGCAGCCAGUAUAUAGGUGUCACCGAACCAUGGAGUGUGUGCAAAGUGACUAAUGUGGACUUAAAGGUGAACUGCGGAGAGGGUGUGCAAACCAGAAAAGUGAGAUGCAUGCAAAACACCGUGGAUGGUCCUUCCGACAUUGUUGAAGACUACCUCUGUGACCAAGAGGAGAUGCCUCUCGGUGCUAGACAGUGCACGUUGCCAUGCCCAGAAGACUGUGUGAUGUCUGAAUGGGGCCAGUGGUCUAGGUGUUCCUUGCCGUGCAAUGGAAGCAAUGUGAGGGAGCGCUCAGCAGAACUCAUGAGGCGGCCUCAAGAAGGAAAGGCCUGUCCUCCCGCCAUGCAGACAGAACCCUGCAGCCUGAACAAAAACUGCUACCACUAUGACUACAAUGUGACAGAUUGGAGUACAUGUCAGCUAAGUGAGAAAGCUGUCUGCGGUAAUGGGAUCAAAACGAGAAUGCUUGAUUGUGUCCGCAGUGAUGGCAAGUCAGUUGACCUGAAGUACUGUGAAGAGCUUGGCUUGGAAAAGACCUGGCAUAUGAAUAUGUCCUGUGUGGUGGAAUGCCCAGUGAACUGUCAGCUCUCGGACUGGUCUUCAUGGUCGGAGUGUUCUCAGACCUGUGGCCUUGCUGGGAAGAUGAUACGAAGGAGAACUAUUAUCCAACCCUUCCAAGGUGACGGGAGACCUUGUCCUUCACAAAUGGAGCAAUUCAAACCCUGCCCAGUAAAACCUUGUUAUCGAUGGCAAUAUAGUCAAUGGGCUGAAUGCAAGGUUGAGGAUGCCCAGUGUGGAGAAGGGACCAGAGUAAGGAAUAUUUCCUGUAUGGUCUAUGAUGGAUCCAAGGAUGACAGUGGCAAAAUAGUGGAUGAAGAAUUCUGUGGGGAAAUUGAACCUGUUUUUGAUGGCAAUAAGAAAGUAGUGCUUGAAGAAACGUGCACCCUACCUUGUCCAGGUGAUUGUUAUUUAAAAGAGUGGUCAGAAUGGAGCCUUUGUCAGUUGACCUGUGUGAAUGGUGAAGAUCUUGGCUUUGGAGGAAUACAAGUUCGAUCACGCGCAGUGAUAAUUCAGGACCUGGACAAUCAACACCUCUGUCCAGAGCAGGCUUUGGAAACAAGACAAUGCAAUGAUGGCCAGUGUUAUGAAUACAAAUGGAUGGCCAGCCCAUGGAAAGGGUCUUCUCGGACAGUAUGGUGCCAAAGGUCAGAUGGUUUGAACGUUACAGGAGGCUGUUUAGUGAUGCACCAACCAGAUGUUGACAGGUCAUGUAAGCCACCAUGCAGCCAGCCCCAUUCUUACUGUAGUGAGAUUAGAACAUGUGCUUGUGAAGAAGGGUACACAGAAGUAACAUCCUCUAAUGGCACACUUGAGCAAUGCACUCUCAUCCCGGUGGUAGCCAUCCCCACAGUGGAGGACAAAAAGGGAGAUGUAAAAACCAGUAGAGCUGUGAACCCUACGCAGCCAGCCACUACCCAGUCAGGACGAGGAAGGACUUGGUUUCUGCAACCAAUGGGACCAGAUGGGAAGCUGAAGACCUGGGUUUAUGGUGUAGCCGCUGGUGCAUUUGUUUUGCUCAUCUUUAUUUUUUCUAUGAUCUAUCUAGCCUGCAAAAAGCCAAAGAAGCCACAGAGAAGACAGAACAACCGUCUGAAACCUUUAACACUGGCUUACGAUGGAGAUGCGGACAUGUAAAAUAUGACUUCCCAUUGACCUUAGUCUCUUGAAACUGUAGUGUUCAAAAACAGCAUGUACAUUACAGAGCAGAUGUUACACCACAAGACAAAAACAAAACAAAAACCCUCAUAAUGGCCAAGGAUAUUCCAAGAAACAUGCUUUGUUCUAGACCAUCAAUCAGUACAGCAGAUUCUGGUGACAAAUUUCUAUUGUAAGCACAGCAGCUGGAAAUGUUAACAAGGCCUUCUUUGAAACUUAUGAAUGGUAUAGCCACUUGGGUCUCCAGCCUACUGUAUAUGACCUAGUAUUGACAUCUGAAAGUUGUGAUUCCAGAACUAUCUGCUGCAUUAACCUAGUGUACUCAGUAAGCAUGAAGAGAUCAUACCACGAUGUCUAUAAUGCUUUAUAUCCAACUUAUAUACUCAGUUACACCACAUAUAUUAAUCUGUCAACUGGUAUACUGACUAAAGAGCAUUUUAGUGCUUCACAGCUUGUAAACAUUAACUGAGAGCAACAACAUUUUGAGCAAGUCUGGCAUUUUGGCAAUUGAAGGCAGCUUUUCUUAACCUGCUUUUCAAAUGGUGACAACUUGCAAGACUCUAUUCUACCACCAGUUCCAGGUACUAAAGCGCCAUACACAAUUAUCAAGGAAAGAAGCAUUUUCAAGUUCAAUAUUUUAUAGAGGAUGUCUGGAAAUUUAAUAUCCAUAUGUAAUGAGUUUUUACUUUCUCUAACUCUCAAAACUGUUGCCUGCAACUUUUUUGCUACAUGUAAGGCAAUUUUUGCACUAUAUUAGUGCAGCAUGAUAUGCACUUAUUAACUAGUAUUGCCAUAGAAACUGCCUCUUUUCAAAAAAGGAUAUUGGUGAGGUUGAUGCAUCUUUUGCAAACAGCAUCAAAUAGACAUUUACCAGUAUGUUCUUGAGUCUGAUGAGAGUAGAGAUCAGUUUCUGGACUGUGACUGGAUCAGACCAGCUAAUACAAGUACUGUUUAUACCAUUUCUUGUAAAAGCAGCUGUUUUGUAGUCAAAACCAUGGCAGUAUUGCAAGUGUCUACUUUCUGAUUCUGUCCUAAUUCUACAGAUAAUAGAUUUUUCAAGUUGAUUUCUAAUUACUUUGAAGGUUGUUUAUGACUAGAUUUUUAUAUUGCUAACUUUGUAAAAAAAAAAAGAAAAGAAAAAAGUGGUUGUCCUUUAAUCUUGGGGGAAAUGCUCAUUUAAGCAAUGUUCCAAAAUGCUCAGUGGAAAGAAUGCAAAAUAACUGUGUUUCUCCCACAAAUGGAAAGUGUUUCAUUGCUACAGAAUUUAUAGCCCUCUUCUGUUUCUACUUAAGAGAAUCCAGAUGCAUUCCUGAUUUAAAUUUUUCAACGAGACUCUUCAGGAUAAUGGUUAAUAUGGAAGAUACACACACUCAUACACACACAUCAUCAUUCAGCAAUCUAAACUACAUAAGGGAACUUUAAUGCACUCAGUUUUCCCCACCUAGAAUGGUUCCGCCAUUAAUUUCAGUGGACUGAGUGGAUCCAUUCAGUAAUUCCUUCCAAUGGGACUCCAUGCAUCACUCCUUGAGUACACUCAGACCACUAGAUUUGUGUGACUGUGUGCAGCAAUAUAAUACAACUAGUUAGAGCUGUCUGCAUUCCUAAUGAUGAAGCAUUCCAUUCCAAUGGGUUUUCAGCAAUUUCUUUCCAGAUGAAAGCUUGUUUGGUGCUAGCAGUCCACAACCUUGCCAAGAUAGGAUGCAAAUGACUUAGAGGUCACUCUUUGGCAAGGCUUUUAUAUCCAUCCAGAUCAAGAUUUCAACAGAGGAAUAAGCAAUAUAAUAAAUUGACCUUAUCAGGCAUUCUUUACCUAACAUGUUUAGUUCUGUACUGAUUUCUCAGGAAUGUAUCAAUAAAAUAAAGCAUUCUUUAUCCAGCUAAACACAUUUAUUUGGGAAGCAUCAGAUUUUAGCACAAGCAACUCUGUCUGUUCAUAUGUGCACUGAAAUCAAUAGCAUUAACUGUAGUUAACUGUAGUGGAAAUAAGUAAGUGCUUGAUAAGGGGUCACUAUUAAUCAAAAUAAACAAGGCAUUAACCUGGUUGCAAUUGCAGGUUAGCCCCCCUCCACAGCAACAUCUACAAUUCUUAAUAGAGUCAAAUUACCUGAUUGUCUAGUGCAGGGAUUCUCAAACUUGGGUCCUCAGGUGUUAUUGGACUUCAACUCCCAUAAUCCCCAGCCUCAGUGGCCUUUGGUUGGGGAUUAUGGGAGUUGAAGUCCAAUAACACCUGAGGACCCAAGUUUGAGAAUCACUGCUCUAGUGUCUACUUUGGGAUACCAGAGGUGCAAGCAGAAUCCUUCCCAGAAGCAAAGGCAGCACACACACUAAUGCAAGCAGAAGAAUAGGUUCAUUGUGUUCCUGUAGCACCAUUGGCCAGGGAGGACCAGAAGCAGGUGGAAGUGUAGUACUGCAGUUCUCCUACAAUUAACAAAAUCAAUUGUAUUAGUGUUGAAAAUGAGAGUUUUUACACAUGACUAAUCACAAUACAGAUCAUUAUUCCAUUUCAUACAUUAUCCUAAGACUUUUAGUUGGUCUUGUGCAUAAGCUUGGAAAGUUACUUACAAGCAGCUUUCAUUUUCUGAAUGAGAACUUUCUGAUAAGAAAGAUUAAUGGAAGCCAGAAUCUACCAAGGAACAAUUAUUCCCAAAACAAGAAUGUUUAUGGUAUGGGAGUUACCAUGAAAAACUCUUGCUGCCUAGCUUGUCAAAAUCAUGUUAGAGUCAUGGCCCUAAUCCAAUGUCUUAAGAUUCCCAAUGUCAGUAGCUGGACAUUCCCAAGCCUGAACAGGCAACCAUCACAACAAGCCUAAAUAAAUGAAUGAAAACUUCCAAUGACCUACUCAUACCCAGUAUGAGAUGAAUGGGUCAGAAUUCUCUAAAAGUAGCAAACAAAAAUAGAAGAUAGCCUUUUUGUCUUUAUAAUAUUGGGGUUUGGGGGACAACAUGUGGACUAGAACCACAUACACAAAUUGGUGCUGUGUAUGCAUAUCUUAACCCCCUCUAAUAUGGGAGCUGAACAUACUUUGCAUCAGUCAAAUAAUUUUAGUUCCAAACACAGGUAUCUUCUGCUUGAAUAGCUAACUGGUAUAAUCACAGGUCACCUGUCUAGGGCUACAAAUCUGCUGUAUCCCAAUGCAAGACGUGGUUGGAUCAGGGUUGCUGUAUGCAUAGAGCUAAGUUUCCAUAGGAAGUUGUCUCUGUGUACAGAAAUUGGUGUGUGCAACCUUCUAUAUAAAUUAUUGAAGAAAUUAUAGAGGACCUUCCUUUUAAAGAAGGGCUGCAUUAGUACACCCUUUUCAUAAACCUGCAGCUUAGUGCUUACAGCACCGUAUGCAGCACACAUAUACUCACACUGGCCUAUGUGAGUAAUGACAUUUGUACAGGUUAGGUGCUGGGAUGCCACACACACACCACCCAACUAUAUGAGAUUUCUGCACAUAGGAAGAUCUUCUUUCCAUAGAAUUUUAAGAAAGUGAAGCAGGUCUACUCACAUGCAACAUAAAGUGCCAGAGCAAUUGUAAGUAUAGUAAAAUAGAAAUUUGAUUUUGUGCCCCAGUGAGGAGCCUGAAUGAGAACAUUCAAGGUCUGAAUUCUUAUCAGUAAGAAAUUUUAUUUUUUACAUUUACUGGCAAAUUAUUAAAGGCAAAAUGAUGAGUAAUUUUGCCCUAUUUGAACUUUUCACUAGAAUGGCUUCAUAUGGUUGAAGAGGGGCAGACACACCCCUUGUGGGUGCUUCAUGUGGAGGCCUGUACACAAAAACAAAAACAAGAAGAAUUGGACCUGUGACUAUUGUCUACUAUUAGUAGCACAAAUUAUAGGGAAAAGGGGGAUUAUUCUAAGCAGCCUUGAGCAGAAGUUCUUUGCAAAGAUGCCUAAUAAGUGUAAACAUAAUACAUAUAAAAGACAGCUAAUUUGCUAUUAGACACUGACAGAACUGAUGGAGUAGUUAGUUGACCUCCAGUACAUUAAAACAUAUGCAUCUUAAUGCAAUGUACAUUAUGGGGUGUAAGAACUUAGAUGCAAAAAAGGUAGAGCCGGAAGGAUUUUCUUUCAUUGUAAAGAAAGAAUUAUUUUAAAUAUUUUUGGGAUAUGAAGAGGGCUACAGUUGCAGUCUGCAUUAUGUUAAAUCUAGAACUCAAAAAAGUAGUUUCGAAACUGUAAUUUAAAAACUAUCUGUAUAAAAUUAUGUUGCUUUGAACAUGUGUUUCUACAAAUCCAGUGCCUAAAGCAGCCACUACUGUAGAUUGUUUGUUUGUGAAAAUGUUUUUCAGUGAUCAACUAUGUUUAACCCAUUCCCAAAAUAGCAAACUAGGCAUUUUCUUCUUACUGUGGAAGUUGGUAAUUUUCUGUUUUAAAAUGGUGGAUUCUUAAAGAUUACUAUGUCUGCUUUGAGUCCUGGAAUCAUUUUUCCUCAACAUAUGGUUCUGCACAUGCCUGACUAUGUUUGUUACAGUCAUCAGCUUUAAAUUCCCCACCCCAUUACAGAAAUUUUAUGCAUCUUUUUCAAAUGCAACACUAUUCAAUUACUCAUUUCAAUAACCCUUGUAAACAGCACUGUUAAAAAAAAAAAAUCUCUGGAAGAAACAGAUCUGUCUUUUUUUCUCUCACCCAAAGUUAAAGAAUUUAUUUUGCCUAAAUUUAUUUACUUGAAUUUUUUUGUUUGUUUGUUAGAACAUGGAGGCGGCUGUCUGGGGAAUGUUUACCUUUUUGUUAAUUUGUACAUGGUGUAAUUCAUUUUUAUUUUUAAAAUUAUGUAUAUUUCUUUUUAAUGCACAAAAUGUUUACGUACAACUACAAAUUUGUGUAUAUUGUCACUGAGCUUUAUUCAGUUAAUACAGAUCACAUGUGAAAAUGUAAACAUUCUUACGUUUUCAUAUGGAAUAUUUGUACAUAACUGAGGUAAUGCAGACAAUAAAUAUUAACACAA